This is a messenger RNA of Diospyros lotus (date-plum), 471 nucleotides long. RefSeq names its product protein FAR1-RELATED SEQUENCE 4-like. Gene Ontology annotation, biological process: regulation of DNA-templated transcription. Bases 1 to 471 code for a protein of 156 amino acids. The transcript is spliced from 3 exons. The record is from RefSeq and is a predicted model, not a curated record. NCBI's taxonomy places the organism in Eukaryota, Viridiplantae, Streptophyta, Magnoliopsida, Ericales, Ebenaceae.
AUGUCGACAACGCAAAUGAGUGAGAGUAUGAAUGCGUUUUUUGAUGGGUAUGCUAAUUCGAGGACUUCGUUGAAACAAUUUGUUGAACAGUACGAAAUGGAGAAGCAACUUCAGUCUGCCUACAUAAUAUCAAAAUUCAGGGAAUGUCAAGAAGAGUUCACUGGAAUGAUGUAUUGUCAGGUUAUCUAUACCGAUGAGGCUUCUAUGGAGAUGACAUACGACGUUCAAGAGGUUGUCAUGGGAAUACUAUGCAGACAUGCUAUAUCAAUUUUGGUACGCAACGAUGUCACUACGCUUCCUGAGAUGUACAUCUUGAGGAGAUGGCAGAAAGAUGUGAGAAGAGCCCAUUCGAGGGUCGCAAUCAACUACGAUGGUUGGGUCAGUACUCUCGAACAAAGAAAAUAUGAUGAAAUGCGUAAAGCAUUUGACAAGGUCGCAGACUUGACAACAAAUAGUGAAUCACGAACUUAG